Pipra filicauda (Wire-tailed manakin) is the source of this 1141-nucleotide messenger RNA. RefSeq names its product GINS complex subunit 4 (gene GINS4). Lineage: Eukaryota; Metazoa; Chordata; Aves; Passeriformes; Pipridae. The record is from RefSeq and is a predicted model, not a curated record. Gene Ontology annotation, biological process: double-strand break repair via break-induced replication; DNA-templated DNA replication. The transcript is spliced from 8 exons. Bases 1 to 696 code for a protein of 231 amino acids. Gene Ontology annotation, cellular component: GINS complex.
AUGGCGGCGGCGAUGGCGGCGCCCGGCGGGGACGAGGCGGGCGCGGACUCGGACGGCGGCAGCAGCAGCAGCGAGGAGCUGGUGCUCACCCCGGCACAGCUGAUCCGCAGCCUGGAGCAGGCCUGGCUCAACGAGAAAUUCGCUCCGGAGCUGCUGGAGAGCAGACCCGAGAUCGUCGAGUGUGUCGUGGAGCAGCUGGACCACAUGGAAGCAAACCUUAAGCGGGCAAAGAGAGGAGACCUGAAGGUGAGCGUGCACCGCAUGGAGAUCGAGAGGAUCCGCUUCGUGCUCAGCAGCUACUUGAGGUGUCGGCUGGUGAAGAUAGAGAAGUUUUUCCCCCACAUCCUGGAGAAGGAGAAGUCUCGAGCUGAAGGGGAGCCCUCCAUCCUGUCACCAGAGGAGUUUGCUUUUGCUAAAGAGUACAUGGCGAACACAGAGGCUUACCUGAAAAACGUGGCCCUAAAACACAUGCCACCCAACCUGCAGAAAGUGUCUCUCCUAAAAUCAGUUCCAAAGCCCAACCUGGACUCCUUUGUGUUCCUGAGGGUGCUGGAGCGGCAGGAGAACAUCCUGGUGGAGCCAGAGACGGAUGAGCAGAGGGAAUACGCCAUCGACCUGGAGGAGGGCUCCCAGCACCUGAUCCGCUACAGGACCGUGGCCCCGCUGGUGGCCUCGGGCGCCGUGCAGCUCAUCUGAGGGCAGCGACACCCUGGAAAUAGCUGUCUUUGGACAGGCACCUGAAAAGGGAUGUGCAAAGCCCUUCUGAGCCUCCCCCAUUGAAGACAACGUGAGAGGAACGUGCUCCUCUUCCUCCCGGUGCUGGUAGUUCUUCCAAGAGCACUCGCGUUUCUCUGGCACCAGGAGCCCUUCCCGUGCCGUUCCCCCCGCUGUCCCCCGCCGGGCCCGUUCCCGGUGCCGUUGCCCCCGGGGGUCUCCCCGUUCCUUGCCCGCUCCGGGGGGCGUGGCCGGGGCGUGGCCGGGCGUGGCCUCGGCGCUGAUUGGCCGAGGCGGGGUGUCCCGGGCGCGGGCGCUCCCACGGCCCCAUUGAGGCGGAGCCGCCGCGGCGGGAGCGGAGCGGAGCGCGCGGGACGCGAUGAGCUGCGGCGAGUGAGCGGGGCCGGGGCGGGCGGGGCCGGGGGGC